UUAAGACAAAACUGAAUGCAUAUCCGAUCCCAGAUGGCGAACUGCACACAAAAUGCUCAUGAUUUUAUUGUGGGAUCCUUUCCUGUUUUGGUUGGUGCAUUAGCAAGUGAAGAUGCUGAAUCACUUUGUAGGAAAAAUAAUCUUUCAUUUAUUGAGCUGAUUCGUCCAUUCUGUCAACUAUAUACUGAUGCACAAAUACGUGAUCCUGUUAAUCCAAAUAUUAUAGUCAACAUAAAAAAAUGGAAAAUACGUGUAGUAGACAUUCAAUCUUCUUUGCCUCCAACUGUUCUUGUCAACCAUAUUUUGCAUGAUGUGGUCAACAAAUUAGCUACUAAAGUUGACAUGAAAUCAAGAUUUUCAGUAGAAAAACAAAUGAAAGCCACAGCACCAUGGUAUGAAGCAUACAGAGAUUGUUACCUUCAGCUUUUACAUCCAGUACGACAUGAAUUUAUCAGAGAUUUUCUGGCCUGCAUAUUUGUUGUUUCUACUAAACACCCAGAUCCAAUGCAAGCAUUUGCAGCACUUGUUUCUCGUCAAAAUUCUAUUCAAAAUUCAAAUGAAAACUCCAAGAAAACUUAUAAUUGGUUUAGUGAUAACACCUUUAAAUAUUACCUGCUACUUCAUGAUAACAUUGAUGGAAGUGAUAAAAAGGCUGAAAGUGUGUAUGAAAGUAUGAAAAUUGCAUAUGGCUCAAGUACAUGUUUUUUAUUGAAGAUAAAUUCAGGCCCAUCUGCUAGCAUGGACAAACUUGUUAAAGAUCCCUGGACUCCACAUAUGUAUCCAUUUUGGGAGGAAAACUUGGUCAUUGAUGAUAAUGAGUUAGAACGAAACUCAUCAGUCGGACAGACCAAUCAGUAUGAAGCUGACCUUAAGGAAGAGGUUAUUGUAACAGAAUUAGAGUUAAUUGAUAAAGAAAUUGAACACAAUCAUGUUCAGCCUCCUCCUAUGAGUUUUAACGAUCCAUUAACCAGCAUGCAUUACAAAGAUACACUUGAUAUUACAGAUACUGACAGUUUAGGUCCUUUAACAAAUGAUCUUUAUUAUAAAAAAGAAGAAAAAUCGGUUCAAUCUACAGAAAGGUCUCUCAAGAUGCAAGAUGCAAAAACUAGUUUGCGCCAAUUUUCAUUUAGUAUUUUAACAAACUCUGAUAGCACACUAGCUAAUAUUGAAAAACAUCAAAAUUAUGGACUUUUUAUUUCAUCUGAAGAUCAAGACCGUAUUAAGGAAUUUGUUUUUGAAUUUUGUGUUCGCGGUUUACUUCCACAUAUAGAAAAAUUGAUGAGGACAAUAUCUGAGCAGAUUAUAUCACGGAAAGGAAUCCAUAAGUCAAUAUUCAAUGCUACAAAGAAAUGGUUUGGUGGUAAUAAAACAACUAAUGUUGUUACAUCAUCUAACAAUGGUGUAAGCUAUGCAGCAGAUUCCCCUGAGCUUCAUCAUAGGCGACUGGGAGAUUUAGCAUUUUUGAUACAACAUUAUGAACUGGCUUACAGUUCUUAUCAUUCUGCAAAACGAGAGUUUAACAAUGAUCAUGCUUGGGUAUAUUUUGCUGGUGCUUUGGAAAUGGCAUCUGUGUCAGCAUUUAUGUUAGGUGCUGCACGAGUUUAUCCAGUUCAUUAUUUUGAAGCAAGCAUCUCAACAUAUCUUAAUACAUGUCGCAUGCCAGAAUUAGCGACUCGUGCAUGUUUAUUAAGUACCACAGCACUUCAAGCUAAAGAAAUGUAUCCAGAAGCAACUGUUGAGUUUAUUAAACUAACUAAUGAGGAUUCAGAUUUAAGAAGUGGAUUGCUGUUAGAACAAGCUGCUCAUUGCUUUUUGCACAAUAAUCCUCCAUUAGUUCGUAAAUAUGCUUUUCACAUGAUUCUUGCUGGUCAUAGAUUUAGUAAAUCAGUUCAAAGGCGACAUGCUUUAAGAUGCUAUCUAAAUGCUCUUGCAGUGUAUCAAAAUAAAAAUUGGCAUCUUGCAGAGGAUCAUAUUAAUUUUAUUAUUGGACGACAAUCAUUUAAUAUGAAUUGUUUAUCAGAUGCACAGGAAGCAUAUAAAUCAUUGUUAAUGUAUGAAAGUCAACAAUCGAUGUCACAGCAAGCUUCUCAUUUAAGAGAAUUUCUUAUUGUGUUUAAAAAAAAUUUGGAAGUUUCAAAUUUUGAGUUCACAAAUUCCAAUAAAACAACUUUGCCUAUUCUUCCACUUCCAAGAGCAAAUCCAAAUUCAAUACGGUGUUUGUUACUCAUAAAUGAACAAAUGUUUUAUGAUGGUGGAUCAGUGCCAUCUAAAGCAUCUGUGCGUGUGGUAAGAAAUAUAAAAGCUGGUUCUUAUUCAUUUCAAACAAAUUAUUCCAAAAUUUUAAAUCGCUGGGCAAGUCUUGAAAAAACUAUUGUUACACAAGUUACUGGAGAAACUCCAUUUCCUUUUAAACCAUUUGUUCCUUGUCUUUCUGCAAUAACAGAUAACAAAUACAGUCCUAUCGUUGCAGCAGGAGAAUGUUUUGCUUACGAAAUUGUUUUUUCGAACCCAUUAAAGAUUCCACUAACAAUGAUCAACUUGGUGUUGUUAUGGGAGUUUCAUCCAGAUAAUGAUCAACAUAAUGUUAUAACUAACAAGCAUUUAGAUCAUUCUGACUGUAUAUAUGCAGAAGUCAUAGAAAGUAUUAAUCUUCCGGCGACAGAAAAUAAAGUGGUUUCUUUACGGUUGACUUCUAAAAUGUCAGGUUGUCUGGAAGUUGUUGGUAUAAAAUAUAUUUUAAGUAGCAUAGCUGUAAUAAUUUCACUAGAAGAUACAAGAAACAUUGAGGUUAAUACUCAACAUCUCACAACUCUGAUAAGUUGUGGAGUUGCUGGUAUGCAGCCUUUAAAGGUUGCAGGUCCUCGUUUAAACUCUACAAAACAGGAAAGAGCCAAUAAAGUUUAUGGUCUAGAUAAACGCCUUAAUGUAACGGUUGUAUCAUCAUUACCAUUAAUUGAGGUUAAUUUUUUGAAUGUACCUACAACAUUAUUGUGUGGUGAGAUAUAUGAAACAGCAUUGUUAAUAAAAAAUAUUGGCAUGUUGUCUGCUAAAAACAUAUACAUUGCUUGCAGUCAUAAUUCAUUCUUUACUUUGGGUUGUGAUGCAAACAUUCAAUGUAAUAAAAGGAACAAUAUUUUUAAAAUUCCAGUAGAUAAACUAGUGCCAGGAGAGCAUAUCAAUUUUCCUAUUACUUUAUAUGGUAUUGAAGGAGCUGGUGUUCAUGAAAUAGAUUUUAUAUUUUAUUACGAACCUUUUGAGUACAUAAAAUUAGUGCCAUAUAGGGUUCUUCAGCAUACUUUACAUAUACAAACUCUAAGUACUUUGUCAUUAUCAGCUCAGUGGUUACCAAGUCUAGUUAAUAAUCAACUAUAUAAAGAAUUUAAUAAAGAUAUUAAUUCAGCUAGGCAGAUGGAAAGAUUACAUGAAAACAAAGUGAUAGUUACUUUAACAGUGGAAAAUCGCUCGCAGGGUUCCAUGAGUUUAAGAUGUAGUGAAUUUACAUUAAACAAGCUACAUUGCAGUUCUCAGUGGCAUCUUUCUGGAUUAUUACAAUCUACGCAAGAUACUCUAACUUUGCGUCCAUCAGAAAAAUUUACACUACAUCUUAAAAUUACUGCAUCCAAUCUUAUCGCUGGUUCUGAUAAUUUAAGUAUUGAUGAGUGUGUUGGACUUUCUUCUAUUUUGCUAUCUCAAGAUCAGAGUCUUAAAAAGAAGUCGAUAUCAGAAUUCUUUAACAUUGACGAUGUUCUAUCAUCCAUGAAUAAGUUUCUUCUUCUUCUUGAAUGGGAGACUUUUUAUAUUGAUGAAACGUUUACACGAAAUGUAAUUAAAGGUCAAUCUCAUGUCGUUCUUGGUGAAAACGAGCGAACUUGUUUGCCAACAAAUUUCGAUCUCCCCGAAGGAGUUUGUGUCUCCUAUGAACAUCCUGUUGUUGUUAAGCACGACUUUAACAAGCAGAAACUAUGCAUCCUUCCUGUAAAGAUAAAAUCUUUUAACAACACUGAUCAAGAUGUUGAGAUUCGUUUUGAAACAGAAGUUGGGAAAGGAAGGACUGACGUUUUGUUAGAUCGCCCUUCCUCUCUUAUCCGUUGGGUUGGUCAGCUGUGUUCCGCCAUAACUAUUCCAAGUAAAUCAAAUCGAGAUUUGGUUAUGUAUUGUGCGAUGACAUCAUUUGGUGUUUACGAAAUACAAAAUAUAAGUGCUUACAUCGUCAAUGGUUUAAACAUUAAAAACGGAAAUAUACCAAUAUCUCUUCCUUCGCAUAAUUUUGUAAGCGUUGUAUCGUGAAACAGCGUUGUACCUUUCAACAAACAGUAAAUAAAGUUAUUGUGCAUGGUUUAAAUAACAAAAUACCGAAAUCAUCUAUAUCAUUCCUUCAUAAGUCAUUGAUAUCAUUCCUUCGCCUAUCUUUAUAUGCAUUGAAACUGGAAACAUGAAGCUACCUUGAUAUACAACAUUUUUGCUACCUUGCUUUAUUCGAAAGAAUAGAAAAUAAGCUUACAUGUUCUAACGGAGAGCAAUUAAGCCCAGUUAGGAUCUUUUAUUUACGCGGUUUUAGAUGUAAUUUUUAUAAAAAAUAUUUGAGAUUUAAAAGAUUUUUGUAGCUACAUUA
Molecule: messenger RNA, 4612 nt
Organism: Hydra vulgaris (swiftwater hydra)
Lineage: Eukaryota; Metazoa; Cnidaria; Hydrozoa; Anthoathecata; Hydridae
Product: trafficking protein particle complex subunit 8
Cellular component (GO): TRAPPIII protein complex
Source: RefSeq, a predicted model, not a curated record